CGUUCGCAUUCGCGAGUCACUUUUCUCGAUGUCAGACAGGAAAAGGGCAAAAUUAGGAUAAUUUGUCACAGAGCCUCUCGAAUUUGGUGCUGGUAGCUACGUUUUGGAGUAUUUUACUUUUCUAACUUUCUUAGUUGUCAGUUCAGACGUUCCGAUACGUUUUCAAUUUUUAAGUCAACGGCCUCCUUGUUGAAAUGUCGCUAUCCAUCAGGGAACCGUUUCCUAUCACUAACAACUUCGAGAACAAUCAAGAAAGCAGCGUGUUAAAGAAAGCAAAAAUGGAAGAUGGACAAGCAAGAGCAACUCAACAAGGGCAGAAACGUGCAGCUUUGGGCACAAUAACGAACAACGCAAUGAGAAUUCAGCCGUUCCGUGCUGCUAAACAACAGGCUGGCUUUACUGGUCCUUCGUUGUCCUUCGGUGCUGCGAAGAACGACGAAAAUGCUUUCAGUCGUGCACAACAAAAGACAUCGGCCUUCGCUGUACCAACGACUGCACAACAAAGCUUUAGCAUUCACGUAGACCAAGAGCCUGUUAUUGCAAGUUCUCAGAAUAGGGCAUUCCACUCUAGCUCUUCAGUCCCAGAAAUAAAUCCGGCCGUAACGUCGCUUUCACGCCCGGCUUUAACAAAUGUGUUCGUUGCAAACGGAGCAAGAACUGAAGGGGAUUCACCCAUGGUUAUAGAUUCUAGCGAUGACGAGGACUUUGAAUGCACGAAAGAAACAACGCCAGAAAUACACGACAUCGACACUGGCAACGACAUUUUUGGUGUCACAGAAUAUGCUUCGGAGAUCUACCAAUAUUUGAAGAAGUCUGAGACUAUGUAAAUAUUUACUGCUUUCUGAAAGGGAGGCUUUUAUUAGGAAACAAUUACCUUUACAUCUCCACCCAGUUGUUUAAACAUUAGUCUUGAAGAUGUUUUCACAAGCAAAUUGCAAGAUCUGUUAUCUAAUGGACUGUACUGUACCUUGAUAUCAGUUAUUUUUUUAACUUCUCAGUAUUACAAAGCUGUACAGACGUAUUUACCUUUGAUUCACUUCUUAUAUCUUCUUGGCCAUAUGUUUUUAUCUUGUGAGCUGCGUUGGAUGUAUUAAUUAUGCUGGCUUUACUUUUUUUUUUAGUUGUUAUGGAAAUUUUCUAACAAAAAAUUUAAAAACUAUAAUCAUCCUAUUCAAAUAAUAAUCAAGAUUACCUGUAGUUAGAAAUGUGAUCAUUUUAGUAAUAACAGGGAUUUUACUAUGUUUAUUAACUAACCCCAAUUGUAAAAUAUGUAAAAUAAAAAACCUGUCAAAAAAAACUUAUGUUGAAUUUGUUAGUGCUGGAAAUCUGUUUCCAAACCAAGUGCAAAGAUAAAAA
Messenger RNA from Stylophora pistillata, 1356 nucleotides. RefSeq names its product G2/mitotic-specific cyclin-A. NCBI's taxonomy places the organism in Eukaryota, Metazoa, Cnidaria, Anthozoa, Scleractinia, Pocilloporidae. The record is from RefSeq and is a predicted model, not a curated record. Gene Ontology annotation, molecular function: cyclin-dependent protein serine/threonine kinase regulator activity. Gene Ontology annotation, biological process: mitotic cell cycle phase transition.